AUGAAAUUUAUGAAACGUUCAGGAUCUGCGAGUCCUGAUGGUGAAGUACUGGCUGCGAAAUUUUGUGAAUGGAUUACUGAAUGUGUAAAAAGUGCCGAUGAUGAAGAUUGUAAUAUUUUGUUCAAUGCAUUGGAUGUCCUUGCCAGUAUCAGCUCUGAAGGAGAUGCUACAAAGAUUGCUACUGUUAUUAUCAAUUGCCUGAAUGCAUUACCGUUACCUGAGAAGAACCUGGUAUUUGCGAGAAGAUGUGCUGUUGUGCUACGAACAUAUCCUAACGAUUCCAACAAAGUCAAAAUGGAUCGUUUUGUUUCUACAGCCUCUGAGCCAGAGUUGCUUGGCCUUCUUUACCGGCUCGAAGAUGCCGAUGUAGAGAUUAGUGGCUCCAUUUGGGAUGAAGCAGCGAAGCUUCUUGCUACAUCCAGAGCGGCCGAUGCAAAACUGAGCAAUUUUGUUGUAAAUCAGUUAGCUGCAGGUAUACGAACUAGGACAAUGCAGUCUUCUUCCCGGUUUAAAUGGUGCAUAGAAAAAUUGGGUUGUGCUCAACCAGAUGCCAGUUUUUUGUUCUCUUUCUGCAACGGUAUCUUGGCGAGACUGGAAGGUCAACAAGCACCUAUUAUUUCCAAACUCUUACCUUUGUGGAUUUAUGCCGUUAUGGCUCACUCCACAUCCAGAGAACUGGACACUAAAGGAUUCACCUCUAUGAUUUGGGACCAUAUAGUGCGGAUGUUAGACAAAAUAAAUCAGCCGAUAACUACGGAUUUAUCACCCGGCAACUCUGAGGCUUUUGUUUCUCGCUUAUUUGAGGUGCUAGGCACCACUACAUCAUUUGCCGUUGUACGUCCUCUUAUCGAAGAUGCUGUGCCUUCCAAGCUGGCUUAUCAAGUUGUAGCACUCUUAAAAAGUGAGGAUGAGGAAGUGCAGGAACGUGUCAUACGCAUAUGCUGUGAGAUGUUACGUCAAAUAGGUCCGAUGUUGUUGAAGAUUGCGGAGGAAGAAGCGCCCCGUACUGGUCUCAACCGUACGGCCUUCAUUGUUAUAACUCAAGCAGUUGUCUCAAAGAUCGUCAAAGGCUCUCUAAAUCACGACUUCUUGAUACAAGUGAUUCCAACUUGUAUGGCAGCUAUUGCAAGGCUGCCGUACAGAAUGUUUAUCUACUCUCGAAUAAAGGAUUUCUUACUCAAGUUUGCCUCCGAAGAAACUUUACUGCGUCGAAUGCUAGAUGAGUUGGCGAGUCCAGAAUGCUCGGCUUAUUAUAGACAACUGACGAAGGACUCUGAUGAACGCAUCAAAAAGCUUGUGAAAUGAUUACUUUGAUGAUGAUUAUCUUCGAUAGUUGCUUGUCUGCUCUAAGCAUCUGCAUGAUCUCGUACUGAACAAAAGCAGCAAUAGGAGGUGCUUAAUAUGAAUAUACUACGCAUUUCUAUCAGUCUAGUUGUUGAAAAUGAUUGCGAAUUCAAAGAAGUUCGAUUGAUUCCAUAAAUUAAAAACUAAAGUAAUAAAAAUUGGGUAUUC
Messenger RNA from Cylicocyclus nassatus, 1512 nucleotides. The record is from the annotation of a GenBank genome assembly. Lineage: Eukaryota; Metazoa; Nematoda; Chromadorea; Rhabditida; Strongylidae.